Dalotia coriaria is the source of this 1516-nucleotide messenger RNA. It is a transcript of the gene Rpt4, whose product is annotated as Regulatory particle triple-A ATPase 4. The transcript is spliced from 6 exons. NCBI's taxonomy places the organism in Eukaryota, Metazoa, Arthropoda, Insecta, Coleoptera, Staphylinidae. Gene Ontology annotation, biological process: positive regulation of RNA polymerase II transcription preinitiation complex assembly. The record is from RefSeq and is a predicted model, not a curated record. Gene Ontology annotation, molecular function: ATP binding; ATP hydrolysis activity; proteasome-activating activity. The coding region runs from base 200 to 1393 and encodes 397 amino acids. Gene Ontology annotation, cellular component: cytosolic proteasome complex; proteasome regulatory particle, base subcomplex.
AAGGAUUUUGUCCUGACAGGUGAAAGUUGCUAAACAAGGCAUCAAAAUAAAUGUCAUGUAAUUCAGGCAAUCAUGUCUAAAUUCCAGUGUUUAAAAUUGCUAUUAUAACAUGUUCUAUAUAAGACAUCUUUAAGAAUAUGUUUGUGCUCGCCGCUCGACGUUAAAUUUUCCUCUAAACAACGUUGAAUUACAACUGAGGAUGAUGGUUUCAGCCACUGUGCUUCCGGAUGCUGACCGCGAGAAGGCCUUGCAGGAAUACCGCAAGAAAUUGAUGGAGCACAAGGAAGUCGAAUCCCGGCUCAAAGAAAUGCGCGAGCAGUUGAAAGACCUCACAAAACAGUACGACAAGUCCGAGAACGAUUUGAAGGCUCUGCAGUCAGUUGGUCAAAUUGUGGGUGAAGUUUUGAAACAACUCACUGAGGAAAAAUUUAUUGUAAAGGCAACAAAUGGGCCGCGUUAUGUCGUUGGUUGCCGCCGGCAAUUGGAUAAAACUAAGUUGAAGGCUGGCACCAGAGUUGCAUUAGACAUGACAACUCUAACAAUUAUGCGCUAUCUGCCGCGUGAAGUUGACCCGUUGGUAUACAAUAUGAGUCAUGAAGAUCCCGGAGAUGUAACUUACUCAGCUAUCGGUGGUUUGUCCGAACAAAUCCGCGAAUUGCGUGAAGUUAUUGAGUUACCACUGCUCAAUCCUGAACUUUUUAUGCGCGUCGGUAUCACUCCGCCAAAAGGUUGCCUGCUGUAUGGUCCGCCUGGAACAGGUAAAACUCUGUUGGCUCGCGCUGUGGCCUCACAAUUGGACGCAAACUUCCUCAAAGUCGUCUCCAGUGCGAUUGUCGAUAAAUACAUCGGUGAAUCCGCACGUCUUAUUCGUGAGAUGUUCAACUACGCUAAAGAUCACCAACCCUGCAUCAUCUUCAUGGAUGAAAUCGACGCUAUUGGUGGUAGGAGAUUCUCUGAAGGUACUUCUGCUGAUCGUGAAAUCCAGCGAACUCUUAUGGAGCUGCUGAAUCAAAUGGACGGUUUUGAUUCGCUUGGACAGGUAAAAAUGAUCAUGGCGACGAAUCGCCCCGAUACUCUUGACCCUGCUUUGUUGCGUCCUGGUCGUCUCGAUAGAAAAAUCGAGAUCCCACUGCCUAACGAGCAGGCUAGGCUGGAAAUUUUGAAAAUUCACGCUGGGCCCAUUGCCAAACACGGCGAAACAGACUACGAAGCCAUAGUCAAGUUGUCCGAUACUUUCAACGGCGCAGAUUUAAGAAACGUUUGCACUGAAGCUGGAUUGUUUGCAAUCCGCUCCGAUCGCGAGUUCGUCAUUCAAGAAGACUUCAUGAAAGCAGUACGGAAGGUGUCCGACAACAAGAAGUUAGAGAGCAAACUAGACUACAAACCUGUGUAAAUAAUCAACGCAGCGCGUCCGAAAUGAGAGACGGUUACUAAACACUUAUGGUAAUGUAUUUUUUCUCAAUAAUCAAUAUCCGAUAUAAUAAAUUUAUAAUAAAAACAAGCAAAAAGAACAUAA